This is a messenger RNA of Tarenaya hassleriana, 1814 nucleotides long. Its product is annotated as serine/threonine-protein kinase BLUS1. Gene Ontology annotation, molecular function: protein serine/threonine kinase activator activity; protein kinase activity; ATP binding. Gene Ontology annotation, biological process: protein phosphorylation. The transcript has 3 exons. The record is from RefSeq and is a predicted model, not a curated record. Lineage: Eukaryota; Viridiplantae; Streptophyta; Magnoliopsida; Brassicales; Cleomaceae. Bases 145 to 1680 code for a protein of 511 amino acids.
UUUGUAUAGUCUUUCUCAUGCUCUGUAAUCUUUAAUCUGAAGUUUCAGAUCAAUCAGUGUCGGCUCAUCAGUUGCAUGCUCUGAUCAGGUUUUUGUUUGCCCCUUCAAUUUUGGAAAAGACCAAAGGACCAAGAACAUUUAACGAUGACAAAGAAGAGCAAGCCCGAGUUCCCUCUUGAUUUCAAUGCUUACAAGCUCAUAUGCAAGAUCGGUGUUGGUGUGAGUGCCACUGUCUACAAGGCCAUCUGCCUUCCUAUGAACUCUGCGGUCGUUGCCAUCAAAGUUAUUGAUCUUGAUCAGUCACGUGCGGAUUUCGACAGUGUACGGAGGGAAACCAAGACGAUGUCUUUGCUUUCACACCCGAAUAUUCUCAACGCAUACUGUUCCUUUACGGUUAGCCGGUGCCUUUGGGUGGUUAUGCCAUUCAUGUCCUGUGGCUCUCUUUAUUCCAUCGUCUCGUCUUCCUUCCCUGAUGGGUUACCUGAAAAUUGCAUAUCUGUCUUCCUUAGGGAGACUCUGAAUGCAAUUUCAUAUCUCCACAAUCAAGGCCAUCUUCAUCGUGAUAUCAAGGCUGGAAACAUCCUUGUAGAUUCAGAUGGAUCUGUGAAGCUCGCUGAUUUUGGGGUGUCUGCAUCAAUAUAUGAACCCUUGACGUCAUCAGGCACGGGAUCAUCAUCUUUAAGAUUGACUGAUAUGGCAGGGACGCCAUAUUGGAUGGCUCCAGAGGUAGUUCAUUCUCACACAGGGUACGGGUUUAAGGCGGAUAUAUGGUCAUUCGGGAUAACAGCGUUGGAGUUAGCACACGGGAGACCCCCAUUGUCUCACUUACCACCAUUGAAGAGUCUGCUCAUGAAGAUCACAAAACGAUUCCUUUUCUCCGACUAUGAGAUCAGCACAUGUGGGGGGAAGAAGGGUAACAAGAAAUUCUCAAAGGCUUUCCGAGAAAUGGUGGGUUUGUGCUUAGAGCAAGAUCCGGCAAAAAGACCAUCCGCUGAGAAGCUGAUGAAGCAUCUGUUCUUCAAGAAAUGUAAAGGGGCGGACUUUGUGGUAAAGAACGUGUUGCAAGGCUUGUCUAGCGUUGAGCAGAGGUUUAUGGAAAGAAAGAGCCUGACGAAGAAUGGAAACGCCGGAGAAGACGAAGAAGAAGAAGAAGAUGAUGAUGAUGAGAAUAUAGUGAAGACCAGGAGAAUCAGCGGGUGGAACUUCCGUGAAGACGACCUACAACUUAGUCCCAUCUUCCCGACAGAGUCAGACACUUCAGGCAGCUCGAACACAACUCCACCGGAAGAAGCUGCAGAGGAUCAAGCCCGGGACAAGAAAGCAGCGGAACUCGAAGGUCAUGAUGAUGAUGGUGUUAACAUAAAACAAAACCAAGCUACAGGAUCAUCAACAAGCCAAGAGAGUGAGAAAAAUGAGGAAGAAGGUAAUAAGGAAGAGGUUCGAGUGGUGGGUUUGGAUAGAAACCUGAUGUUGGAGAAGCUGAUGAUGUUGAAGGAGAGCUUGGAGCAUCAAAGGGCUCGGGUUUCCAUUAUAAUAGAAGCCUUAGGAGGUGAAGGAGCGGUGGGGGAAGAGAAGAGUAAGGAAGAGGAGCUUCUGGUAAUGGUGGAGAAGCUUAAGCUUGAGUUGGAGACCGAGAGACAGAACAACUUUCGUGCAGAUAAAGAAAAGGAUUUGGCUUAGGUCUUGUCUUUGGUGAUUUUAUUUUUUGGUCGUUCAUUACAUAAUCUAAUAUGAGUUUCUUUUUUUCCCCUUCAUUUCCAUUGUGGAUUGUUUUAGAAUGGGAUAAUUCCAUUUAAAACCCUGUACUUUUCUCU